AUGGACAGGGUUCGCUUUGGCGCUGGACUUACGCUGUUUUUGCAUUGGCUUUCGUCCGUUCGUGUCAUGAUCUUCAAGUCCGAUGCUGCGGAGGUGCAGCAUGUCGAUUUUUCAGAUUCGCCUCAUGCGGGCAAAGCGAUCAAUGCCCGGUUGAUCUUCACUUGCGUUGUCUUUGGCGCGGCGUCCUUUCUCUUUGGCUUUGAUGAUAAGAUCAUCUCUCCUGUUGCUGCAUUGCCGGCGUUUGUUGAGAAGUUCCAAGGGCCCAAUCCAUCAGGCAAGUCUGUUCUGACGGCGCGGAACCAGAAUCUCGUCUUCUCUCUGCCCUUGGUCGGCUCGGUGCUUGGGGGCCUGCUGGCGUCGCCGAUGAACUUCCACUGGGGUCGCAAAUGGCCGCUGAUCGCAGCUUAUAUUGUGUCCGUGGGAGGUGGCUUGCUGCAGGUCUUUGCCCCUAACCUGGGGGCUUUCAUUGGGGGACGCGCGAUCAAUGCUGUUGCGCUGGGAAUCGUCAAUGCGACUGCCCCUUUGUACAUUGCCGAGGUGGUUCCUGCCUCUAUUCGGGGGCGAUCCGUCAGCUCAACAAACAUCUUGAACCUCACUGCCGGGGUGGUGGGCACGGUCGUAGUCUUCCGAUCUGAAAAGAUCCCAGGGAUUCUAUCCUAUCAGAUCCCACUCGCGGUGCAGUGCGCUCUCCCCGUGAUUCUCUUCCUCUUGACCAUACCCCUGCCCGAAAGCCCACAAUGGCUGGUGGGAAAGGAAGAGAUGGAGCGAGCCCGCGAUAGUCUCCGGAAGCUGCGCGGGUUCAGCGACGACGAGGUCGACGAUGAGCUUCGCCUGAUGAAACAAAAUGAAGAGACCGAACGCGAACUCCAUGCGCACACCAAGUUCUGGCAUAUCUUCCAGCGACAACAUCUCAAACGCACCAUCACUGCCGGAUCUUUCUUCUCGCUCAAUCAGAUCUCCGGCGUGAUUCUCUCCACCACGUACACCACCGUCUUCCUGACGGAAAUUGGCGUCGCCAACGCCUUCACCUUGACCAUCAUCGCCUCCUGCUGUACAUUGGCAGGGACUAUCGCUGCUCCCUUCUUCAUCGAUCGAGCCGGCCGGCGCCCAACCGCAUUCGUCGGCAUGGGGAUUCUCUUCGCCGUAGAUGUAGCUGCCGGUGGUUUGGCCUUUGACAGAACCAAGCAAGCUACGAUGGCUAUCGCGGCGCUGUCAUUUGUGUUCAACUUCUUCUGGGCAUCUUCUUUCUUCUCGUUAUCCAACCUCAUGCCAUCUGAAAUGGCAACCCCGAAACUCCGCCACCACACCAUGUCCUAUACAGUAGCGUGUGCCCAAACAACGGCCGUGAUCACCACUCUGGUGGUUCCUCAGCUUACUUCUGCGGACGCAGCCAACCUCGGAGCGAAGACAUAUCUCAUCUUUGCCGGCUGCAUGGCUGCCAUCAUCGUGUUCUUCUACUUCCUGAUGCCCGAAACAAGAGGUCGAUCCUUUGCUGAAAUCGAUGAGAUGUACGCCGCCAAGAUCCCUAUGUGGAAAUGGAGAAGUUAUGAAACUUCGUUCCAGAGGUCUCGUGCGUCCAAGGGAUAA
Messenger RNA from Penicillium olsonii, 1587 nucleotides. NCBI's taxonomy places the organism in Eukaryota, Fungi, Ascomycota, Eurotiomycetes, Eurotiales, Aspergillaceae. The record is from the annotation of a GenBank genome assembly.